AUGGUGGUACAUGGUGGUACAGUACCAGAUGAUCUUCUCUACUCAAACCAUGGUGGUACAGUAACAGAUGGUCUUCUCUACUCAAACCAUGGUGGUACAGUAACAGAUGAUCUUCUCUACUCAAACCAUGGUGAUACAGUACCAGAUGAUCUUCUCUACUCAAACCAUAGUGAUACAGUACCAGAUGAUCUUCUCUACUCAAACCAUAGUGAUACAGUACCAGAUGGUCUUCUCUACUCAAACCAUGGUGGUACAGUAACAGAUGGUCUUCUCAACUCAAACCAUGGUGGUACAGUACCAGAUGAUCUUCUCUACUCAAACCAUGGUGGUACAGUAACAGAUGGUCUUCUCUACUCAAACCAUGGUGGUACAGUAACAGAUGGUCUUCUCUACUCAAACCAUGGUGGUACAGUACCAGAUGAUCUUCUCUACUCAAACCAUGGUGGUACAGUAACAGAUGGUCUUCUCUACUCAAACCAUGGUGGUACAGUACCAGAUGAUCUUCUCUACUCAAACCAUGGUGGUACAGGUCUUCUCUACUACAGUACAGUAACAGAUGGUCUUCUCUACUCAAACCAUGGUGGUACAGUCAAACCAGAUGAUCUUCUCUACUCAAACCAUGGUGGUACAGUACCAGAUGGUCUUCUCUACUCAAACCAUGGUGGUACAGUACCAGAUGAUCUUCUCUACUCAAACCAUGGUGGUACAGUAACAGAUGGUCUUCUCUACUCAAACCAUGGUGGUACAGUAACAGAUGGUCUUCUCUACUCAAACCAUGGUGAUACAGUAACAGAUGAUCUUCUCUACUCAAACCAUGGUGGUACAGUAACAGAUGGUCUUCUCUACUCAAACCAUGGUGGUACAGUAACAGAUGGUCUUCUCAACUCAAACCCUGGUGAUACAGUAACAGAUGGUCUGCUCUACUCAAACAACGGUGGUACAGUACCAGGUGGUCUUCUCUACUCAAACCAUGGCGGUACAGUACCAGAUGGUCUUCUCUACUCAAACCAUGGUGAUACAGUACCAGAUGGUCUUCUCAACUCAAACCAUGGUGGUACAGUACCAGAUGGUCUUCUCUACUCAAACCAUGGUGAUACAGUACCAGAUGGUCUUCUCUACUCAAACCAUGGUGGUACAGUACCAGAUGGUCUUCUCUACUCAAACCAUGGUGGUACAGUAACAGAUGGUCUUCUCUACUCAAACCAUGGUGGUACAGUAACAGAUGGUCUUCUCUACUCAAACCAUGGUGGUACAGUAACAGAUGGUCUUCUCUACUCAAACCAUGGUGAUACAGUAACAGAUGGUCUUCUCUACUCAAACCAUGGUGGUACAGUAACAGAUGGUCUUCUCUACUCAAACCAUGGUGGUACAGUACCAGAUGAUCUUCUCUACUCAAACCAUGGUGGUACAGUAACAGAUGGUCUUCUCAACUCAAACCAUGGUGAUACAGUACCAGAUGAUCUUCUCUACUCAAACCAUGGUGGUACAGUACCAGAUGGUCUUCUCUACUCAAACCAUGGUGGUACAGUAACAGAUGGUCUUCUCAACUCAAACACUGGUGGUACAGUAACAGAUGGUCUUCUCAACUCAAACACUGGUGGUACAGUAACAGAUGGUCUUCUCUACUCAAACCAUGGUGGUACAGUAACAGAUGGUCUUCUCUACUCAAACCAUGGUGGUACAGUACCAGAUGGUCUUCUCUACUCAAACCAUGGUGGUACAGUAACAGAUGGUCUUCUCUACUCAAACCAUGGUGGUACAGUAACAGAUGGUCUUCUCUACUCAAACCAUGGUGGUACAGUACCAGAUGGUCUUCUCUACUCAAACCAUGGUGGUACAGUACCAGGUGGUCUUCUCUACUCAAACCAUGGCGGUACAGUACCAGAUGAUCUUCUCUACUCAAACCAUGGCGGUACAGUACCAGAUGAUCUUCUCUACUCAAACCAUGGCGGUACAGUAACAGAUGAUCUUCUCUACUCAAACCAUGGCGGUACAGUACCAGAUGGUCUUCUCUACUCAAACCAUGGCGGUACAGUACCAGAUGGUCUUCUCUACUCAAACCAUGGUGAUACAGUAACAGAUGGUCUUCUCUACUCAAACCAUGGUGAUACAGUACCAGAUGGUCUUCUCAACUCAAACCAUGGUGGUACAGUAACAGAUGAUCUUCUCUACUCAAACCAUGGUGGUACAGUAACAGAUGAUCUUCUCUACUCAAACCAUGGUGGUACAGUACCAGAUGGUCUUCUCUACUCAAACCAUGGUGGUACAGUAACAGAUGGUCUUCUCUACUCAAACCAUGGUGAUACAGUAACAGAUGAUCUUCUCUACUCAAACCAUGGUGGUACAGUAACAGAUGGUCUUCUCUACUCAAACCAUGGUGGUACAGUAACAGAUGGUCUUCUCAACUCAAACCCUGGUGAUACAGUAACAGAUGGUCUGCUCUACUCAAACAACGGUGGUACAGUACCAGGUGGUCUUCUCUACUCAAACCAUGGUGAUACAGUACCAGAUGGUCUUCUCAACUCAAACCCUGGUGAUACAGUAACAGAUGGUCUGCUCUACUCAAACCAUGGUGAUACAGUAACAGAUGGUCUUCUCAACUCAAACACUGGUGAUACAGUAACAGAUGGUCUGCUCUACUCAAACAACGGUGGUACAGUACCAGGUGGUCUUCUCUACUCAAACCAUGGCGGUACAGUACCAGAUGGUCUUCUCUACUCAAACCAUGGUGGUACAGUACCAGAUGGUCUUCUCUACUCAAACCCUGGUGAUACAGUAACAGAUGGUCUUCUCUACUCAAACCAUGGUGGUACAGUACCAGAUGGUCUUCUCAACUCAAACACUGGUGGUACAGUAACAGAUGGUCUGCUCUACUCAAACUUAGGUGGAGAUAAAUAA
Messenger RNA from Gigantopelta aegis, 2898 nucleotides. RefSeq lists its product as uncharacterized. Bases 1 to 2898 code for a protein of 965 amino acids. The transcript has a single exon. The record is from RefSeq and is a predicted model, not a curated record. NCBI's taxonomy places the organism in Eukaryota, Metazoa, Mollusca, Gastropoda, Neomphalida, Peltospiridae.